This is a messenger RNA of Pelobates cultripes (western spadefoot toad), 3365 nucleotides long. Lineage: Eukaryota; Metazoa; Chordata; Amphibia; Anura; Pelobatidae. The record is from the annotation of a GenBank genome assembly.
AUUCAGGACAAUUUGCAUUACAUUUAUUGUUACUCUGAGGUGGAUAGAAUUCUCAGCCGAUUAUUUCAAGUCUGAAGAAACGUUGUCUACUGAAAACUAAAGGUAAAAUUAUGGUUUACUUACCUUUAAUUUUGGAUGUUCCACCUUAUUUCUGAAAAUUUGUAAAUAAAUGAAAGAAAGAUAAUUAUAUUCCUUCGAUUCAUAUUUAUAAACAAAAGGGUUCAAGGAAAACAUAACAUUCAUACCUUUUACAACUACUGUGUUUUGUUUUGUUUUAGGGCCCCUAUACUCACUAUUCCAGGUUACUUAUCAUUCAUGCCAUUUGUUAAUCCCUUAUACUCACCUUACUUUUCCUCACAUUGUCUGCCUCCAUUAUGGAGAUUGUGCCUCUUCAAGCAGGAUAAGUUCUGGCACAACCCAAUGGUAAGAUGUAGAAAAAUAUAUCUAAUUUAAAAUUAUAUAUUUUUUUAGAAUUACUUUUUUUUUUUUAUUAUUCUAGAAAUGGGUAAUGAAAACUCUCAUAUUGCCAAUGCUUGUAACGCUGAGAUCAUGAUCUACUUUGAAUCAAAGAAGUUACACAUCACAGAGAUAGCAUUUGAAGUCACUACGGACACAGGUGUAAAAGCUUCAGAAAAGGAGGUUGAAGCGCAUAAUAACUUAGCUACAAAGUUCAACGUGAACCUAAAGCCAGAUUCUAGGAUCCAGUACAUAAGAUGUCCUUCAAGAGAAUACAUUAAGAUUCCUCUGCAGGGAACGAUCUAUGUGACAGUCAUUGCAAAACGUGGAGAUAAGAAUGAGCUGAUGUGCAUGAACUUCAUGGUUCCAAGUGAUCGAUCAAUCAUUGUCAUUGAUAAUGGAAUGGUCAAGUUUGCCAAGUAUGGCUCUCUGUGGAAGGAUGAGGAUGAAAGAUAUUACUAAGGUAUGUAUGUGGAGAGUUAAGAACUCAGGACUAAUUAUUGAAACUAGUGAUAUAAUACAGAAUGCUAGGCACAUCUACAAACUAUUAACACGAUACCCAACCGUUGGUAAUUGUCAUAAAGUACAAGUGAAAGAAUGUUCCAUUUGCUUGAUAAUGCAUUAUGCAAUACAAUGUAUCUAUAACUGUAAUGGGUCAUAUAAUGGGCACUUAUAGAGAGAAUGGUAAUAAAGGUUCUGGCUCCAAGCACCAGAAAGUGUAGGGAGGAAAAGUGUGCAAAAGCAUGUAAGUGUACAGAAGGAGGAGGAAAUAAGUAUGGCUGGUUGAUUCCAAAAAUCGAAAGAGAGUCUUCCUCCUAGAUUCCCAAAGUUUUUUUUAGGUGCUCAGUAGACUUGUGCAAGGAAGAAGUAAUUUUGGGGGCCAAACCAUGUCAUCCAUGUGGCAGUUCAGAUCGUCAAAAAAAAAAAAAUUGUCCACAAAAAAAAAGAUUCAGAAAAAAACAAAUUGGAUGAACUAAAUAGGGUGCAAAAAUGGGUCAACCAAUAUACUGCAAAAAAUAUACAUAAUAUAGAAGCAUUUUACAGCCAUUUAAUUCACAGAAAAAGUGAGAAAAAGUAACAAAUAGAAGUAAAAAUGUGUAUUUUAUAUAUAUUAUAUACAUAUAUUAAAAAAGGAAAUAUUCUUUUUUUUUUUUUAAAUAAAAUCAACAUUUAGUUUCUGUUUCAUGGACAAUAAUCAAUUUUUUUCCCUUUAAUUAUUUAUUUUUUUGGGUGUCACAGGCAGAACUCCAAAUCCCAAUGCAAACAAACAUGUUUGUCAGUUGAACGAGUCAUUUGCUCAGUUGUACAUCCAUAUGGCAGUUUAGAAGUCGGGAAUUCCGGCGUUCAGCCUAUCGACAAAAAUUCUAAUAAAUUUCAGUUUGAAAAAAAAUGAAUCUCCAAGUUUAAUACUCUGUGUAAAAGAUCCUACAUAAUAUAUAGUGCAGUGAGUGCUAAGAAUGGUGGACUCUCCCAGUGUUCUCUGCAUUAUAGCAAUGUGUAAUAAAGCUGCCUAGGAGCUCUGCCAAUAAACGUUGAUACAUGCACCAUUAUGUUUGUUUCAACCACAGAGACUGUUGGUAUUCAAACACUGUCUGAUCCAAGGUGCACAUAUAUGACCAAAUGAUGAAUGAGUUUCUAUUUUUUUUUUACAUCUACUUUGUUUAAAUAUGUAUAUAUUGCCUAUAAAACUUGAUAAGAGCAUUAUUAUAUUAAAAUAGGUUUGAGGUGAAAGUUUUCUCUUAAGAUCACAGGGAACCGUGUAAAAUUAAAAAAACAUAAGAUUUUGCUUGCUCUGCCAUUCUGUCAGUUGUACCUCUCUUGCUGAGACUUGAACAUAAGUACUUCCCCUUUCUAAGGUUAGAGCAUUCCUUCACAAUAAACUGAUGGGCCAAAAUUAUAAUCAUACUGUCGCUAUCAUUAAGGCUGUUCAAGCUUAUUUACUGCUAUUUGGUGAUACCAAAUAAAACUUUGUAAAGUUACACUCUUCAUUCAUAAAAAAACAGGUUUGAAGUAUUGGCAUAGAAACAUAAAUACAUUUUGUCCUACAAAUCAUUGGUAUGACCAACAGACAUACAGACUCAUUUAGAUGCCAUGAAAUGAGUUUUUCUAUGGGAACUACUAGUGCCUUCAUGAAUGAAGGUUUUCAAAAAUACCACCUUAAUGUAGAAAAACAGACAUAAUUUAGAGUAAACUUUAUAUUAAAGCUUGUAUAUUUUGAUUUAUUCUGUAACCUCUUUGUCACAUAAAUCACUUUCUAAUGAUGCCUUUAAAGUCUAUGAAUGGCAGGGUUAUAGAGUAUGUUGAUGCCAUUUCUAUUUCUUUCCUGUUUGUAGGCCAGAAGUAUUUGAGAAGAGAUCACGCUAUCCAUUCCAUGUCUGAAAUGACCAGGGUUCUUCGGUGUCAAAGGAGUUCUUUCAAAUCUAAGCUUUUUCUUUCAAAUAAAUCAACUUGAGAUUCUUGAGAAUGGAGGGUGAGGGGAGACUGAUCUACUACUGGCUAAAGGGAAAGGAGUGUGAAACUGGAUUACCAUUGUUUAUGGAGACUGGGUGUAAAAAUAAAUACCUACUGGUUAUGGGGACAAGAGUGUGAAAAAUAGAUUACUGCUGUCUAUGUAGAGAGAUUGAUAGAAUCACCUACUACUGGCUAUUGGAAAGGGAGAGUGAGAUGGGUCUAUUACUGACUAUAAUGGGGGAACAGGUUGAAUGAGAUACUAGUAGACAGGGUUGCGGGACAAUUGGCUACUGCUUAAGUUUUAGCACAGGAGCAGAAUUAACAGCAGUUUAAAACUGUAAUAGAGCAUGUGGAUACAAUAAAUGUAUGAUUCUUAGUUGAAUUAUAUUUGGGAAGAGCUUGCACUGUCCUUUCAAAUUUACCAAAUUUUUUGUCAAAUAAAGUCAGCUUAAAAUUUA